This is a messenger RNA of Sus scrofa (pig), 10134 nucleotides long. NCBI's taxonomy places the organism in Eukaryota, Metazoa, Chordata, Mammalia, Artiodactyla, Suidae. The record is from RefSeq and is a predicted model, not a curated record.
UGUGCUGCAGAUAAAAAAAAAAAGUAAAUUUAGCACUUUAGCAUGGUGUGUGCUAGACUAUAUUCUAAAUACUUGCUAUGUAUUAUCCAUGAAUAUAGUUUUAUGUUGCAAAAAAGAUGUGGAAUUCUAGCUCACUAUGCAGAUUAAAAUUAGUAUUAGUCAAGGCUAAUAUGGUAAGUAUACAAAAAAAAAGGUAAGUAAACACCUUACUACAUUACAUUUUUCAUAUCAUGACCCUGUUUUCCACUGCCAGUUUAUGUGGUUAACCAGUGGGUGUGUGUUUGACAUUAUGUUUGAACCCCAAACCGAGAAGGUAAAGCGUAAGAUUUCUGCAAGCUCUUAAGCUUUCAGAUUCUGUGAUUUUAUGGGAAGGGUUAAGGUGGCAAAUAUACCACUACCAGUCUUCGUUUCUUUGAGGUUUGUUUAGGGUGUUGGUUUUUCUUCCCCUCUGACUAGCAGACCUGUAAUCUCUCAUUUGUGGCAGGCACUGUGCUAGGCCUUUGGGGUACACAGGUGGGCAAAACCCACAAGGUCUUUGUCUGCCUGGAGCUUAUUUUCUUGUCGGGGGGAGAGGCAGUAAAUAAUGUAAAAAGAGAGGGUUUCCAAGAUAAUUAUUGCAUAUGUUAAGUGAAAGAAAUAAAUGGGGUGAUGCAUUACAGAGUGAAUGGAGGUGGAGCCUCUUACUUGGGCAUGCUGGCAGGGAAGACUUCUGAGAGGAGGUGACAUCUGCAUGAGACCUGAAGGAGCUGAGCCAGGUAGGAGAACACAUAGGGAAGGGGUUCAGUGAGCUUGGACUAAGGUGGUCGUGCUGAGGACAGAGGAAACUGUUCAGAUUCAAGGUGUAGUUCAGAGGUAGAAACACCAGGAUCUUUGAGUGGAUUGAAUGAGGCUAAUCAUGGAGAAAAAUCUAAGAUGACUCAGUUGGGGGCUUGAUCAGUUGGGUAGAUCUUGGGGCCAGUUGCUUACAUGGGAAGUUUAACAUACUGGAAACCAGUACAUUCAAUUGUAGGGUGUGCUGGUGAAAGAACAGCAAAAACAGCCAACAUUCACUAAGUAUCUAGUAGAAAUAGGACACUGUACUGAAUAGUAUUGAUAAAGAGUUUCUUUUGCUGUACUCUGGGACUUAAAACUUCGUUGAGAAAAUGUAGGUAUAAUAUAAGGGCUAAACAAUUAUAUUUUUGUAUAUUAAAUGUCCAAAUUCCAUUGUAUGUAUGGAUUGAUUUUUGCUAGGCAGUGUAUUAGAGAAUAGAAUUACAGAGUUAUAGUAAUUUUUAGCCUGAUCGGGGAAACAGAAAAACAGCAGUUACCAUACAGUCUGACUAGUUCUGUGAUAGACGACAACAUGAGGUUGUGAGAUUGUGUGGCAUUAGAGGGAGAAACCCGUCGUCAUGACAGCUGUCAUCAGAAAAUGCUGGGGGAAAAGGCUUUAUGGAGUUGAAUUUAUGUGGUCACAUUAUUAUUAUUAAUAUCGUCUUAUUGUUAAGCACUUUAAGUUUCCAUGUGCUGUUUCAUUUUACUCUUCCACUAACCCCAUGAAGUAGAUACUGCUGUUAUACCUAUUCUCAGACGAAGAAAUUGAGGCAAAGAAUGAUGGGCCUGUGUGUAUUGCCAGGGUGACAGAGACUAAGUGGUGACUCAUGAUACUGAUUUCAGUGAGCUUAACCAGAUCUUGUGCUCUUAAUCACUUGUGCUGCAGUUGAAUGGUUUAUAGGUAGAAUUGUUGGAAGUAAAACUGAAGCAGUCCUUAUAUGUGCUAGACCUUGUAAUAAACCUUAUUUCAGACCAGGGAAGUUGUUAACAUUUCUCCGGAAGCAUCACCUUGCAUAGUGGAGCCUGGGGGCAGCCUGGAACACUCACUCUCAAUCACACGUUUUGAAGUCUGGGUUUUCUGUUUACUGUUAACUUGCAUUGUUAUUUUAUUGUGCAACAGUCUUUAAAGGCUUAUUAUUAUCACUAAUUUACAGAUUACAUAAUUGUUCAGUGAUUACUUCUUGUCAAAAUUUUUCUGUUGUGCUUAUGUCGAUCUUAAAUUUUUUUUUAUUCCUUUCCAAUUCCGUCUUCAUUAGUGGGCUAAAACCUUACCUCAUCUUCUGAGUAGUUAUUUUUCUUUAUAUGUGGAAGCCCAUUAACUUGCAUACUCUUAGCGUAGCUGAGCUGGGUUUGUAAUUUUCAAAAGAACUAAAAGACUGAAAGGAAAGCUGAAGAUAUGCACAAAAGGAUAUAACUAAAUAUAAAUGAAAUAAGGAUUAUAUUGUUCCUAGAUUUCUGUUCUCCCAUUCCAGUAGAAGCAGUUAAGAGCACUCAGGUCUCCUUCACUUGAUACACACCAGCCACAGUGAAUCGACCCCUCAGGGGUAGGUCAAUUCUUAGCUUCCUUCCCUCUCAUCCUUGUGAUUUUUUUUGCCUAAUGGGCUCCUGAGUGGCAUCUUGGGCCCAUGAACCUCCGAGCAGUCUCCACGACACUUUUCCCUUCUUAUGAACAAAUUCAGGAUGCUAGUACAAACUUGCCAGAUACCCUGGGAUCUUACCUGCAACUGCUUUUCAGAGCAAAACUUACUGGCAGUGUUGAGGCCUUAGUUUCCUGUUGCUCCUGUAGCAAAUUAUCACACAUUUAGUGGCUUAAAACAGCCACAAAUUUGUCAUCUUAUUAGUUUCUGGAGAAUAUAAAUCUAAAAUGGGUGGGCAGGACUGGUUCCUUCUGGAAACUUUAGAGGGAGUUUACCUCCUUGCCUUUUGCAGUUUUCUAGAGGCUGCCCUCAUUCCUUGGCUCAGGGCCCCAUAUCAUUCUGCUUUUGUCACCCCAUCUCCUUAUCUGACUCGGACCCUCCUGCUUCCUCUUAUAGGGAUCUUUGUGGUUAGACUGGGCCUACCCACUUAAUCCAGGAUAAUCUCCCCUGUCAAUUUCCCUAAUACAAUUGCAUCUACCGAGUCCCUUUUACUGUGUAAGGUAAGACACAGAGUCCAGGGGUUAGGAGGUCAACUUUUUUGGCUGGUCAUUACACAUCCUACCCUGGCUCCAAAGUAUAAUUCUUUGCCCACGUUAUGUGAACAUUUUAUAGUGAGUCUUCUUCACAUACUGGUGCCAGUUAAAUGAGUGCAUUAUGGAUCUACCAUGUUGAUGACUAUUCUGCCUUGUUUUCAGUGUUGAUUCUGGCAGAGGUCAACAUGGUUGGCAUUUAUACAGUAAAACCUGGGUGGAUGGUUCCCUUAUAAAGAGGAAGAGAAAGUAUAUUAUAUAUGAGAAGCAGAGGUGGAAAGAGUCAAUUCUGAUCAUGUUCUAAAUGUUUAAAAGAACCUCAGAGGGAAUCCGGUUUGCACAUUCUCAUUUUACAGAUGGAGACAUUGAAGCCCAGAGAAGCUUUGCAUGGAGUCUUGCAGCUCACAGCUAUAUGCAAGUUCCUUUUUUUUCCGAAAUACCAUCUCUCUGUCCUUCAUACCAAGGGAGGAACCUUGAUUCACUUUGAGAGACAAGACAGAGACAUUUGGUGAGGUAAAAUCCCAAGUGAAAAAUACCUGAAAUAAAGGGUGAAAAGUUUGGACCUUUCGCUGGAGAGAAGAGAAUGCCGGAAGACUUGGAUGAAAAUAUGGAUUACAGGUUGAUGUGGGAGGUUCGCGGGAGUAAGGGAGAAGUUCUGUACAUUUUGGAUGCUACCAACCCACGACACUCCAACUGGCUUCGCUUUGUUCAUGAGGCACCAUCUCAGGAGCAGAAGAACUUGGCUGCCAUUCAAGAAGGAGAAAAUAUUUUCUAUUUGGCAGUUGAAGAUAUAGAAACAGAUACAGAGCUUCUGAUUGGCUACCUGGACAGUGACAUGGAGGCCGAUGAGGAGGAACAAGAGAUUAUGACAAUGAUCAAAGAAGGGGAAGGUAAAAAUUCUAAAGGACAAUCAACAGCUGGUAGAAAAGAUCGCUUUGGCUGUAAAGAGGACUAUGCCUGUCCCCAGUGUGAAUCAAGUUUUACCAGUGAGGAAAUUCUUGCUGAGCAUCUUCAGACAUUGCACCAGAAACCCACAGAGGAGAAAGAAUUUAAGUGCAAGAGCUGUGGGAAGAAAUUCCCAGUUAAGCAGGCUUUGCAAAGACAUGCUCUUCAGUGCUCAGCGAAAAGCAGUCUGAAGGAUUCUUCACGAAGUUUUCAGUGCUCUGUUUGCAAUUCUUCCUUCAGUUCAGCAUCGAGCUUUGAGCAGCACCGGGAGACUUGCCGGGGAGAUGCCAGGUUCGUGUGCAAGGCCGACAGCUGUGGGAAGAGGCUGAAGAGCAAGGAUGCCCUGAGAAGACACCAGGAAAAUGUCCACGCCGGGGAUCCUAAGAAAAAGCUCAUAUGUUCUGUGUGCAAUAAAAAGUGUUCUUCAGCAUCAAGUCUACAGGAGCAUAGGAAGAUUCAUGAGAUAUUUGAUUGUCAAGAAUGUAUGAAGAAAUUCAUUUCAGCUAAUCAGCUAAAACGUCAUAUGAUCACCCAUUCAGAAAAACGACCCUAUAAUUGUGAGAUUUGUAAUAAAUCUUUCAAGAGGCUUGAUCAAGUGGGUGCCCACAAAGUAAUACACAGUGAAGAUAAACCUUACAAAUGCAAGCUUUGUGGAAAGGGAUUUGCCCACAGAAAUGUUUACAAGAAUCACAAGAAGACACACUCUGAAGAGAGGCCGUUCCAGUGUGAGGAAUGUAAAGCUUUGUUCCGGACCCCGUUUUCUUUGCAAAGGCACCUACUUAUACAUAACAGUGAGAGGACUUUCAAGUGUCAUCACUGUGAUGCUACCUUUAAGAGGAAGGAUACAUUAAACGUUCAUGUCCAAGUGGUCCAUGAAAGACACAAGAAGUACAGAUGUGAGCUAUGUAAUAAGGCAUUUGUUACACCUUCAGUGCUUAGAAGUCAUAAGAAAACACAUACAGGAGAAAAGGAGAAAAUCUGUCCAUAUUGUGGCCAGAAAUUUGCCAGCAGUGGUACACUGAGGGUUCAUAUCCGUAGCCACACAGGUGAACGUCCCUAUCAGUGCCCUUACUGCGAAAAAGGAUUCAGUAAAAAUGAUGGGCUGAAGAUGCAUAUUCGUACUCACACCAGGGAGAAGCCAUACAAGUGCUCAGAGUGCAGCAAGGCCUUCAGCCAGAAGCGAGGCCUGGAUGAGCACAAGAGGACGCACACGGGAGAAAAGCCGUUUCAGUGUGACGUUUGUGACUUGGCUUUUAGCCUGAAGAAAAUGCUGAUCCGACACAAGAUGACGCAUAAUCCCAAUCGUCCACUGGCAGAAUGCCAGUUUUGCCAUAAGAAGUUUACAAGGAAUGACUACCUCAAAGUGCACAUGGACAAUAUCCAUGGUGAAGCUGACAGCUAGUGGCAGCUGUAAAGGCAUUAAGCCAUUCAGAAGGGCUCCUAAUACAAAACCCAGAUUUCUCUCACCUGAUUAGCAUAGCAGAAGUAGCCAAAAGUAAUUCACUGGACUCAUAGUUCUUAUUUUGCCUACCUUUAGAGUCUAUAGAUACACUUGCAAAAAAAGAGAGGAAAAAACCCUACUUUUAUCCAGAAAUGGUACCAUGGAAAAAAAAUAACUCUGUAGCCUUUGAAGUACUACUUAUGUUAUAGUUUAUAAAAAUGGAAAAAGGAACCAUGGCUCUUCUUCUUGGCCAUUUCUCUGUAGUGAAGUUUAUUAACAUACUCCUUAUGAGGACUUUUUAUUUUAUUGCUAUCCCUGUACACGUGUGAGUCUGUGUGUGCAUGCACUUGUACUGCUGGAUAGUGCAACUGGUUAUUACUAAUUUAGCCAGAAAGAGAUGAAGAUUUCCAAGAUAUUUCACUGUGGAUAAAGAUAGGAGGCAAUUUUCAAGGUUUCAAGCAUGAUAACAGGGUAAAACCUGCUAUUUUGUAAAGCAGACCAAAAGUUGACCUUAUAUAAUAGUUCCUUACAACAGAUCAGUGGGUCACUUUGCUGUACAGUAGAAACUGACAGAACACUGUUAAUCAACAAUAAUGGAAAAAAAUGAAAAUCUUUAAAAGAAGUAUUUAAGAACUAAAACAUCUAUUAAAAUGUUGCUCAUUUUAGACAAUUGUCAGGAAACAUUUCCUGUCAUCAUUCAGAUGCAGACCUUCAUGGUCUAGAAUACUUUUAUAAAAUUACAAAAAAGACCUUAACACUGAAGUAUUUAUUAAGCCGAUCCUCCUGAGUUUAUAUUAUGUAUCUUUAAUUAUAACUAAAAAUUGGAACAAAAGAGGUUCUCAGUAUCUGUUGACUGACAGAGGUGCAUUACAGCAUUAGUCAUGAUGAACCUGGCCCUUUACCCUCUCAUUCCACAGAAGUUCACAGUGUGUGUUCGUGCAAAUACAACAGAGUCCUCAGAGCAUUUACAUUCUGUUUUGCAAAACACAUUUUCCAGAAUCUUGGCAGUAAAUGAUUCUGAAACAUUUUUUAAUUACUCUCAACCAUAUAUAAUUAGGAAUCUAGACUACAAAAUACAAACCUGGCAAUUGUUAUGAUUGAAAUUAUCACUGAUACUGAAGGGACAAUAAAACAAGAAGUAUAAUUUCUUCCUUUAGAUUAUAUUUCAUUUAAGCGCUUGAGAGCAACAUACAGUGAACACGUUGUGUUAGGAGAAGAUAUGCUGAAGUCUUAAUAGCGCUGUCAGAAUAGUAUAGAAGAAUCCAAAAACCAGAAAUAAAUUUAAAAUAAAGCCCAGUUCAUGAACUUCUCUAUUUGGAGCCCAUUCAAAAGAGAGGAAGUAUAAUUUUAAGAAAUUUAUUUAGUUCUAAUGAUUUAUAGAAAAAGGUUAUCUAAAGACACAAUUCUUUGAAGUCGGGAACUUGUUUUAGAAUUUUAUUUAUGCUCAGUUCCAGUUUUAAAAAGAAACAAAGGUUCAUUAUAGAUAUUUAAGCUCAGUGAAAGUAUUAAAUUUGAGACUCACCAAAGAUAACUUUUGAAAAAUAAAUGCCCAGAUUAUAAUUUAGAAGAUAUCUAAGUAUGGCCAUAUGUAGCAUUUGUUCUGAAAUUAUAGACUGUAUUUUACCCAAAUAGAUUUUGGUCGUUUUUCUCCCUAUGUCAUUUGUUUCAGCAGUUUAUUUUUAGAUUUAAAGUGUUUUCAAUUUAACAUGACAGUUUGCUUAAUAUCAUUUGAAUAUAAAAGGACAGCUGUAAAAUUUAGUAGUGUGUAUUAUUUAAACACAUUCUCUUAUUCCUUUGGAUACUGCCUUUUCUGUAUGGGAUGCUUCAUAGCCCGAUUAUGUGAUGAAUGUGAAACUUGAAAGGAAGCCAAAUACCAAUUUUGUAUAAUCUCAGUGACUCACAGUUUACAGGACUGCUGUGGAAAUUACCCUCAAAACCAUGUUAUCACCAUGCUGUGGAAUAAAUUGAUAAGGAUGAGGUUCUAGACCUGAUCAGGCUCAAAGGUUUAUAGUCAAGCAAAACUUUAGAAAAUAAUAUGGAGAGAGACGUACUGGUACACCAGCACUGAAACCAAAACAUGUCCUUAGAAAACAAUUUCGUGCUGUCAGCUUUUAUCCCAGUGAUGAUUAUUUAUCAGCAUUUCAGACAUACUAGCAUUUGUGUCCUCCAGCUUUAAAAUCAUUUGUCAAUGACAAAAAGAUAAGAAUUGAUUUGGCUUGAUUGAGAAAUUCAGAACAUAAACAAGACUGUCAUAGAGGAAAAAGUCUUACAGGUGAGCCGGAGUGCAGGUACCUGCUUUGAAGUGUCUUUCUCAUCUUUCCUGCCUGUAAAAGGUUAUGGUUCUGGUACCAUCUUGGAAAAAGACCAAACUCUUACUCUGAAGUCAGGGCUAAGUAAUUUUGAAUGGUAUUCAAUAAUAUGGGUAGUUUCAGAUAUGCUUUUAUAAUUACUCUCUGUGUUUUAACAAUCAAGAUAUUUGUAUGUCUAGAAUUUCUCCUUGUUUUACAAUCAUUGGCUUCUAUUAUUUUUCUUUCCUUUUUUAUGAGGGAGAGUGGUUGUUGACUAUACAGAAUACUUCAUUGUGAUUCACAGUUGUAGCACAAAAGUAUUCACUGGUGAUUCAUUCCUGAUAAUACAGGAUAGUUAAAAUACACUUUUAAGAAAGAUUUCUUUGGAGUUCCCAUUGUGGUGCAGCGGAAACGAAUCUGACUAGUAACCACGAGGUUGUGGGUUCGAUCCCUGGCCUUGCUCAGUGGGUUAAGGAUCUAGUGUUGCCAUGAGCUGUGCUGUAGGUCGCAGAUGUGGUUUGGAUCCUGUGUUGCUGUGGCUGUGGUGUAGUGCCAGCAACUACAGCUCCGAUUCAACCUCUAGCCUAGCCUAGGAACCUCCAUAUGCCAUGAGUGCGGCCCUAAAAAGCAAAAAAAAAAAAAAGAAGAAACACUUCUUUGUGUGUAUGUGUGCGCAUGCGUUUGCAGAGGAAGAUUUUCAUGAGAUGCUAACACAUGGAAAUACAUUGCUUUGUUUAAAACUUUUUUGACCUGCUGCAGCUAACACACUGGAUAAGUGUGAAUAUGGAGGGUCUUAAUAGCCUUAGUUUGUGCAUUCAAUUUUAUGUGCUGCUACCUCUCCAAAACUGAAAUGAAGGGAGGCAAAGAGGAUAGGUACUGAAAGUAGUCAUUUUUUUCCUUCACAAAUCUAAACGUUGCUUGUGAAACCUCAUCUUGGGGUUGUGAACAUAUGGAGAUGGGUAGAUAGGAGGAAAUGUCCCUCUUUAAAAUUCUAAGAUGUCAUCAUUAAUGAUGAGGUUUAUUGCAUAUACAUAUAUGUGUAGUAUUUGUAAAUAUAGCAAACUUCAAGCAUUUCAAUUUUAUUAUCAAUCUACAAUAAAUCUAUAUAAUCACUACCACAGUUGGUAUUAGCACUAUAUUUUACCCUAGAACUGUAACUAGCAGUUUGAUAGUAAAAUCCAGAUGAACAUUUUAAAGUUGUUUUUGACGAAAGAAGAAAAUAUAGUUGCCAUUACUCCUAGUCUUCAUGUUUUACGGUUUACUUCUUAGCAUUUCUAAAUGGGGAAGAUAUCUCAACAGUUAAGUCAAGUUGGUUUCAGGGCCACAAGAGAAACACUUUAAGUCUCAUCUCAUUCUUGGUCAAACAUAAACACCACAUGAAAAGAAACGUCAUUAGUAUAAGUGAAAGAAACUUGAUUUAUAAUCUCUGAGCAUAAGUAUCCUGAUAUUUACAAAUAUCAUUUAAGGAUGAUAAAAGUUUGGCUAAUGUUUUAAAGGUAUUCCUUUUUUAAAGGUAUUAUUUGAUCUUUUUAGUGUUGCUUCAAUCUUGUGAGGUUUCCCUGAUACAAAAAAAAAAAAAAAAUCAUCAUCAUGAUUCUCCAAGUGGUAGAUUUAGAAACGAUACAUUCAUUUAACUUUGAUCUGUCAGAAUUCAUUUAACUAGCUAAAUGGAACUUUUAUAGCCUUAACUACAUUGAGCUCAAAACUAUUAUCACUGCUGGUUGUUAAUUUGUUCUAUGACAGUAAAAAAAUUAAUUCUGGAGCCUUCAAUGUGGGCCAUGUCAGAAUAGUCUACAUUUCUAGGCCCAUGAACUAGUACAUAAUGCAAAGGGCAUCUUUUAUCAAAAUGGUGCUGCUGAUCCAUUGUCUACAUUUUUAAAGCUUAACACAAUACUGUAAAACAGCAUAUAUAAAAAUGUUUAUAUUUGUUACAAAAUAGGUUACCUAAAUAUUAGGUGGAAUAUUUAACUUCUGAAUCCUGCAAACAUUUAGGCAAUUAGAAUAAAUUUUUAUGCCACCUUGGCACAUAACAUAGCAGAAGGCAUCUCAUCUGAAUAGUAAUUCAUAUGCUGAAGAUUGAGAAGGGAUAUGGGAACCACUGAAACUUGAUCAUCUGAAUUAAUGGAAAGGAGUUUAUAUAGAAUAUCUGUUUUUGACAAGAAACACUGUAGACUUACUAGGAAUUAAGCUUAGAAAGUGUGCAUGCGCUCGCGUGCACACACGCACACACAUAUUUGCCUCUGCAAAAUAAUAUCAAAGUGAAAAGAAUCCCACCUCAUAGUGGACACCUCAUUUUAAAACUGUCUUGUCUUCUUGGAGAACAUCAAAUAAUACUCUUUUCUUUAACAGUUAAUUUUAUCUGACAUCUUUUACAUAAUGACUGACUGGCAUACCUUUUUUCUAAUUCUACUGAAAACUAUUCUGUGACUAUAUGUAAAGUUUAGAUGUGUUUCUAAAUAAAGAGCUAUGGUUAAGAUUUCGCA